UGCCACGUUGAAAUUCUAGCUUUGGUUUCCCAAUUUUUCAUCGAAUUCCCACUUCACUUUUUAGCCUUUCAAAGCCUCUGCAUGUACCAAAUAACGUAGCUCACCGCAAGUUUCUUCUUGAUCCCCUUCCUCCUCUUCAACAAAAAUUAAACACCGACCAUCUCCAUCUCAGCCUAAAGUUUUCAUAGUUCCCUCGGAAAUGAUGUCGAUCGAUCCUCGCCGAUUCCUAUCGUCGGUGGCCGUUUUCGUCGUGAUCACCACCGUGGCAUAUCCCACCAGCGGAUUGGAGUCAAGGAACCUUGAUGAGAGCACUAUACCAGCAGGUGAUCAAGGCGUCAAGUGUACCCCAUCAUGCAUACAAAGUCCUCCUCCACCACCACCACCGUCGCCACCGCCAGCAUGCCCUCCACCACCUGCACUACCGCCCCCUACACCGAAAAAGCCGCCGACCCAAUAUUGUCCACCACCACCUUUGCCCCCUAGUCCACCAUCCUACAUAUACAUAACCGGUCCACCAGGGAGUUUGUACCCAGUUGACCAGAAUUUCGGCGGUGCAGACCGGAAUGUUGCGGUGUGGUUAUUGGCUCUGGUUUCAGGAUUGUUUCUCCUCCUCGCGCUUUGAAAUUCGGUAGGUCCUAGGAUCCUGUGCAAGAACUUGGACACAUCAAGUACAAUUUUCUUUUUCUGUUUCUUCGUAAAAUUUCAAUUUUAGGACAAGAAAAUAACUUUGUCCAAAUAGAAAGUUUUAGGACCUACUUGUUGUAUCGAGAUACUUGUUCAAUAAUAAAUGUUUAGGAACUUUACCUA
Messenger RNA from Hibiscus syriacus, 807 nucleotides. Its product is annotated as leucine-rich repeat extensin-like protein 6. Lineage: Eukaryota; Viridiplantae; Streptophyta; Magnoliopsida; Malvales; Malvaceae. The transcript has a single exon. The record is from RefSeq and is a predicted model, not a curated record. Bases 200 to 622 code for a protein of 140 amino acids.